CACACCGCACCUCCUCACUCACUCCAAGCCUCUCAAGACCACAAACCAUCAUAUGUCCCAGGAGCAGUCUUACCAUGGCGUCAUGCUAUGUAGCUCCUACACUGAGUAUCUUUCAUUCUUCAUCGAUCUCAUAACCCCGACUGUGCAGGCCAUUUUCUCGCCGUGCAUCUAGCUAUUUAGCUUGGAAAUCUAGGAGGUCGUUCAACUCGCCCAAUCUCGCUUCGCCUUAUUCAUCAACAGCAACGUCACGCGUCGAUGCAAAUACAGCAAACGGUGAAUACCAAUACGAAUACAAUUGGGUUGAUGGCGCGGAGACGCUUGAGAGGUAUAGACCUGGAGGCUACCACCCUAUCAUGAUCGGCGACCUACUUCACGACCGUUAUCACAUCGUCGACAAGCUCGGCUUCGGAGGGUACACGACAGUCUGGCUGGCGCAGGACACUCGUCUGAAGCAGUAUGUUGCUCUCAAGGUCGGUAUCGCAGAUUCGACAUUGCAGGAGCCGAUUGUUCUCAGAGCGCUUACCACGCCGUUGUCAUCACCACCACCACCAUGUCCGAUACCUUUGGGGUGUAAUUCCAUCCCCAAGACCCUAGAUGAAUUUGAGCUGAACGGCCCAAACGGAAAGCACCUAUGCUACACCAUGCCACCAGCACGCUGCAAUCUUCGAGAUGUCUCGUUCAGUCGCCUCUUCCCGCUGGACGUGGCGCGGGCUCUCUCAGGCGGCCUGGCGAUUGCUAUCGCAUACAUGCAUUCUCGAGGCUACGCCCAUGGAGAUAUACAUCUGCGCAAUAUCCUCGCCAAACUGCCCUCCAACUUCGAUCACCUGACCGUUGAGAAGCUGUAUGAGGAAUAUGGCGAGCCAGAGACCGUUCCCAUCACCCUUCGCAGCACCCACAAAAAUGAAAGGGGGCUCCCGCCAAACGUGCCCGCGGAAGCCGUCCUACCGCUCGACUUCGGGAUCGAAGCGGAGGAAUUCUCCCUCGCGGACUCGCACCUGAUUCUGAGCGACUUCGGCGAGGCCUUCGCUCCGGACUCGCACCCCCGGAAAGGGAAAGAUUGUCACACCCCCCUGCCGAUGCGGCCCCCAGAGGCGAGGUUCGAGCCGUCCACCGCGCUGUCUUACUCCGCCGAUAUCUGGACCCUGGCCUUCGCCAUCUGGGAGAUUCUGGGCAUGAAGGCCCUCUUUAGUGUGGACUUUGGCACGGCAGAUGAGCUCGUCUCCCCGUACAUUGACGUGCUCGGGCCGAUGCCCCAGGCGUGGUGGGAACGCUGGGAAGAAAGGGGUCAGUUCUUCGAGAACGAUAGUCAGAGAUGUCCGAAGAGGGAUCGGUACGUCUGGCCGCCCAUCGACCAGGAAUUCGAGGACGGGAUUCAGCAUUAUCGCCGAAAGCGGAAAAUGGGCGCAUUCGGGGCGGAGGAGACGGCGGCGAUCUUGGAGCUCAUGCGGCGGAUGUUGGCGUUUCGGCCGGAGGAACGGCCGUCGGCUGCGGAGGUGCUGCAGUCGGAGUGGAUGGUCAAGUGGGUGUUGCCUGAUUACGAGCGGAGUUUGCGGUGUCGCAGUGGGUUUCAUGGAUGAUUGCCGGGGAUCUGAUUGUUGAUAUACCAUUUCUGACGGCGGAAGCAAAGGGGCUUGGGGGCGAAUAGGGCAGGUGGAAACUUGAUACCUUAGCAAGAGAGUUGUUCUUGAAAGGCACCCGUACCCGUACCCUCUUUCCCAUUUAGCCCUCUACUACAGUCUGAAGUGUUUUCUGCUACGCCAGGUGUAAUCAAGGUCGUGUUUGCUUUUGUAGACAAAUCAUAGAUGCC
Molecule: messenger RNA, 1807 nt
Organism: Aspergillus aculeatinus CBS 121060
Lineage: Eukaryota; Fungi; Ascomycota; Eurotiomycetes; Eurotiales; Aspergillaceae
Product: kinase domain protein
Exons: 2
Coding region: 354-1577 (407 amino acids)
Biological process (GO): protein phosphorylation; regulation of mRNA processing; spliceosomal complex assembly
Molecular function (GO): ATP binding; protein kinase activity
Source: RefSeq, a predicted model, not a curated record